UGAACAUAUGACUGACCAGUUUGUCACUUUCCUUUGAUUCACUACUAGAAAAUUAUGCACUGCUGAAAAUAUACUGUACAUUAUACACAAGAGCACAGUUAACACCCUCUUGAGUCAUGGUAUUGUUCAUUCUUUUUGUCAUAAUAUGAACUGUAAUUUCAUUAAUAUCUUCAAGUUUGUUCUAGAUUUCAACACGAAGAAUGUCACCGAAGUUAACAUGUUUGUACUGAAGGGCUUCACAGACAAUCUUGAACUACAGAUCAUCUUCUUCCUCCUGUUUCUAGCAAUCUACGUCUUAACUGUCAUGGGAAAUUUAGGACUGAUUGUACUGGUCACUGGGUAUUCCCAGCUCCACAACCCCAUGUACUAUUUUCUUAGUGUUUUAUCGUUCUUGGAUGCCUGCUAUUCCACAGUUGUCACUCCAAAAAUGUUGGUCAAUUUUCUGGUAAAAAAUAAGUCCAUUUCAUUUAUUGGAUGUGCAGCACAGAUGCUUCUCUUUAUUACUUUUGGAACCACAGAAUGCUUUCUCUUGGCUGCAAUGGCUUAUGAUCGCUAUGUAGCCAUCUACAACCCGCUCCUGUAUUCAGUGAACAUGUCACCCAGAGUCUACCUGCCACUCAUCACUGCUUCCUACAUUGCUGGCAUUCUGCAUGCUACUAUACAUACGGUGGCUACAUUUAGCCUGUCCUUCUGUGGAUCCAAUGAAAUUCAGCAUGUCUUCUGUGAUAUCCCUCCUCUCCUGGCUAUUUCUUGUUGUGACACUCACACAAACCAGCUUCUACUCUUCUGCUUCGUGGGCUCUAUUGAGAUAGUCACUAUCCUGAUUGUCCUGAUCUCCUAUUUUUUCAUUCUAUUGGCCAUUCUGAAGAUGCAUUCCGCUGAAGGGAGGAGGAAAGUCUUCUCCACCUGUGGGGCUCACCUAACUGGAGUGUCAAUUUAUCAUGGGACAAUCCUCUUCAUGUAUGUGAGACCAAGUUCCAGCUAUGUUUUGGAGCAUGACAUGAUAGUGUCGAUAUUUUACACCAUUGUGAUUCCCAUGCUGAAUCCCAUCAUCUACAGUUUGAGGAACAAAGAUGUAAAAGAGGCAAUAAAAAAAAUGUUUGGAAAAAAUCAGGAUAUCAAUAAAGUAUACUUUCAAACUGAAAAAUAGAUUUAAAAAAGUUAAGAGUGAUACUCUGUACCUCAGUACCAAGAGCUUGUCAUUGUGGUGUUAUGCUGGCUUGCAUCCAG
Molecule: messenger RNA, 1230 nt
Organism: Sapajus apella (tufted capuchin)
Lineage: Eukaryota; Metazoa; Chordata; Mammalia; Primates; Cebidae
Product: olfactory receptor 5T2-like
Exons: 1
Coding region: 146-1150 (334 amino acids)
Biological process (GO): sensory perception of smell; G protein-coupled receptor signaling pathway
Cellular component (GO): membrane
Molecular function (GO): olfactory receptor activity; G protein-coupled receptor activity; odorant binding
Source: RefSeq, a predicted model, not a curated record